Messenger RNA from Manihot esculenta (cassava), 1017 nucleotides. RefSeq names its product xyloglucan endotransglucosylase/hydrolase protein 22. Lineage: Eukaryota; Viridiplantae; Streptophyta; Magnoliopsida; Malpighiales; Euphorbiaceae. Bases 45 to 905 code for a protein of 286 amino acids. Gene Ontology annotation, cellular component: apoplast; cell wall. The record is from RefSeq and is a predicted model, not a curated record. The transcript has 3 exons. Gene Ontology annotation, biological process: cell wall biogenesis; xyloglucan metabolic process. Gene Ontology annotation, molecular function: hydrolase activity, hydrolyzing O-glycosyl compounds; xyloglucan:xyloglucosyl transferase activity.
UCCCAUUGUGUCAAAUACUAAAAAAAAAAAUUGCUUAGUCUUCAAUGGCUGCCUCUCAUUCUCAACCAAAUCCUUUAUUGCUGCUUCUAUUGGCUUCCCUUGUGCUUGCUUUUGCUGGAAAUUUUUACCAGGAUGUUGACAUCACAUGGGGAGAUGGGCGAGGUAAGAUAUUCAACAAUGGCAAUCUCAUUACACUUUCUCUCGACAAAGCCUCUGGCUCAGGUUUCCAAUCCAAGAAUCAGUAUCUCUUUGGCAAGUUCGACAUGCAACUCAAGCUUGUCCCUGGCAACUCUGCAGGGACUGUCACAACCUUCUACUUCCAUUCACAAGGGUCUUCUUGGGAUGAAAUAGACUUUGAGUUUUUGGGGAAUCUUAGUGGUGAUCCUUAUCUCCUCCAUACAAAUAUUUAUACUCAAGGUAAAGGCAACAGAGAGCAACAAUUCUACCUCUGGUUUGAUCCAACGGCUGAUUUUCAUACCUAUUCAAUCCUCUGGAAUCCAGGCCUUAUUGUAUUCUAUGUUGAUGGUAGACCAAUAAGAGAAUUCAAGAACAUGGAAUCAAUAGGUGUGCCCUACCCAAAAAGCCAACCAAUGAGGAUGUAUGCAAGUUUAUGGAAUGCAGAUGAUUGGGCCACAAGAGGAGGACUAGUGAAGACAGAUUGGACACAAGCACCCUUCACUGCCACCUUCAGAAACUUCAAAGCCAAUGCUUGCAUUUGGUCUAAUGGAGCAUCUUCUUGCAGCAACUCCACUAAUAACCAGUGGUUCUCACAGCAGCUUGAUUCUACAAGUCAAAAGCAGCUUCAAUGGGUUCAGAAAAAUUAUAUGGUGUAUAAUUACUGCACUGACACUAGGAGAUUCCCUCAGGGCCUUCCUCUGGAAUGCACUGUUGUAAAUAAGAAUUAGGAGUUUAAUUCUGUUCUAGAAACUUCCACUUUAUUCUAGGCUUUUAUAUUAAUUCUUUUAUCUGAUAAGAAAAGAUUGUACCAAUAAUGCAUUAAAAGGGAUUUUUCGUGCA